AUGAAGCCCAACGUGUUAAAGAGACUAUCACUGACAUGGGUUUCACUUCUCUGCAUUUCCUGCUUUUUCCUCGGUGCAAUUUUCACCUCCAGAUUGCGUUUGUCGGAUUCCGGUAGCCAGUUCAUUUUACAGCACCGCCGUGAUCAGGAAGUUAACGUAAUUACGAAAUUGCAUGCUCAUGAGAAAAAAAAAUCACAAGAAAAACAUGUAAUUGAGAACGUUCUAAGAACCCAUAAAGCAAUAGACCACAGAUCAUUGGAUAAGUCAGUGUCUAUGCUUCAGAAGCAGCUCUCUGUUAAACAGAGCUCUCAACCGAUUGUUGAUGUCUCAACAACAAAUACUUCGACAAAAGGAAACCAAAGGAAGAAAGUUUUCAUGGUGAUUGGUAUCAACACUGCAUUUAGCAGUAGAAAACGUCGUGAAUCUCUUAGAGAGACUUGGAUGCCUCAGGGGGAAAAGCUUGAGAAAUUGGAAAAAGAUAAAGGAAUUGUCGUCAAAUUCAUGAUUGGACACAGUCCGACACCACAUAGUAUAUUGGAUAAGGAAAUUGAUUCAGAAGAUGCUCAAUACAAAGAUUUCUUUAGGCUGGAUCAUGUGGAAGGAUAUUAUAAUCUGUCUGCGAAAACAAAAAGCUUCUUCUCCAGUGCAGUUAGAACGUGGGAUGCUGAGUUUUACGUCAAGAUUGAUGAUGAUGUUCAUGUCAAUCUUGGUAUGCUUGCUUCUACAUUAGGUAUGCACCAUCAUAAGCCGAUGGUCUACAUUGGAUGUAUGAAAUCCGGACCUGUUCUUACUCAAAAGACGGCCAAGUAUCGUGAACCAGAGUUUUGGAAAUUUGGAGAGGAAGGUAAUGAAUAUUUUCGACAUGCUACAGGACAAAUCUAUGCCAUCUCAAAGGAUCUUGCCACAUACAUAUCUAACAACCAGCCAAUUUUACACAAGUAUGCAAAUGAAGAUGUGACACUCGGGUCAUGGUUAAUUGGUCUUGAGGUUGAGCAUAUCGAUGAUCGUAAUUUCUGUUGUGGUACACAUCGAGAUUGUGAAAUGAAGGCAGAGGCUGGAGAAGUGUGUGUGGCGUCUUUUGACAGGAAGUGCAGUGGGAUAUGCAAAUCUGUCGAUAGAAUGUGGACCGUUCAUGUGAUGUGUGGAGAAGGUGAUAAAGCCGUGUGGGAUGCAAAUUAUAACUUUCUUAGAUAA
Brassica oleracea var. oleracea is the source of this 1194-nucleotide messenger RNA. Its product is annotated as probable beta-1,3-galactosyltransferase 5. The record is from RefSeq and is a predicted model, not a curated record. The transcript is spliced from 11 exons. The coding region runs from base 1 to 1194 and encodes 397 amino acids. Gene Ontology annotation, cellular component: Golgi membrane. Lineage: Eukaryota; Viridiplantae; Streptophyta; Magnoliopsida; Brassicales; Brassicaceae. Gene Ontology annotation, molecular function: beta-1,3-galactosyltransferase activity.